AUGGCUACAGGGAGAGACACAUGUCUUUUUUACUCAAAAACCAAUGCAUGCAGAUAUGGUCUUGAGUGCACAAAAGCCCAUCGGAUUCCUAUAAGAGGCAAGGUUGUUGUUGUAAAAGGAAUGUACUUGUAUCCUAAGAAUGAUCCAGAAUCCACACUGAGCAAGGAAUCCAUCCAGAUCCAUCUUGAUCUUUUCUACGAAGAUUGGUUUUCCGAGCUGUCUAUAAGAUAUGGGUCCAUUCGAAGACUUGUUAUUGCUUCCAACAGCUCUUCCCAGCUCCUAGGAAAUAUCUACAUUGAGUUUGAAGAAGAGAAGACAGCACUAAGAUGUGUUGAAGAAAUUGGAAAGAGAUACUACAGCGGGAGGAGAAUAGCUGCAGAACUUGGAAACUGCUACAGGAUAGACGAUGGAAUGUGCACAGACAAUGAGAAGGAGAAGUGCGAAAAGGGAGAGAAGUGUGGUUUCAUACACUCUGCCCGAGUGUCUACCGAUCUUGCAGAGGAAUUGUUUGAAUCCCAGGGACUAUUGUAUGGAGAGAAAGGAACAAAAAGCACUUGGUUUGAUGGUGGGGCCAAAGCCUCGGGAGAGAACCUGAGAAAGGGGCCGAUAAGAAACGGAAAUCCUCAUGAAAGUUAUGGAAUGUCUAGAAGAAGAUUGGAUGGACAAGGAAACCACAACCAUUCUAAGCGAACGAAGGGAAGGAGGGACGAGGAGUACCCAAGAGUUAGAAGAUGGUAG
Messenger RNA from Encephalitozoon intestinalis ATCC 50506, 738 nucleotides. RefSeq names its product putative U2 small nuclear RNA auxillary factor. Gene Ontology annotation, molecular function: metal ion binding; pre-mRNA 3'-splice site binding. Lineage: Eukaryota; Fungi; Microsporidia; Unikaryonidae. The record is from RefSeq and is a predicted model, not a curated record. The transcript has a single exon. Gene Ontology annotation, cellular component: U2AF complex; spliceosomal complex. Gene Ontology annotation, biological process: mRNA splicing, via spliceosome. Bases 1 to 738 code for a protein of 245 amino acids.